AAACAGGCCCAAAUGUCCAGUAAAACCCGUUGCUGUAAAACUAUAAAUUGCAAAACUCAGCAAAUAGGGUUUCUUAUUGCUAGGGUUUUGUCUGCAAGUCGCUCCUCCGUUCCCGAGCUGCAGCAGCGAAGAUGCCGUCACACAAGUCCUUCAUGAUCAAGAAGAAGCUGGCGAAGAAGAUGAGGCAGAACCGACCCAUUCCUCACUGGAUCCGCAUGAGGACCGACAACACCAUCAGGUACAACGCUAAGCGCAGGCACUGGCGCCGCACCAAGCUCGGGUUUUGAGGUGGAUCACCUACUAUGUGGUGGUCAAGAUUUUAGUGGUCAAGAUUUUAAUUCUGAGAAACAGUUGGAAGCUUUUUAUGUUUAAUCAAAGUGGGAACUUCCAUGGAGUCCCGAAGCGGAGAUUGCCUUAUGAAAUUGGUAUUUGGUUUGUAGUUUAAGUGUAUUUCCAGUAAUGUUGGACCAAUUUUUGAAUUUAGAUGAGUUAAUUUGAAUCAUGACUUCUCAA
This is a messenger RNA of Pyrus x bretschneideri (Chinese white pear), 513 nucleotides long. RefSeq names its product 60S ribosomal protein L39-1. The record is from RefSeq and is a predicted model, not a curated record. NCBI's taxonomy places the organism in Eukaryota, Viridiplantae, Streptophyta, Magnoliopsida, Rosales, Rosaceae. Gene Ontology annotation, cellular component: ribosome; cytosolic large ribosomal subunit. Gene Ontology annotation, molecular function: structural constituent of ribosome. The transcript is spliced from 3 exons. The coding region runs from base 132 to 287 and encodes 51 amino acids. Gene Ontology annotation, biological process: translation.